Plectropomus leopardus (leopard coralgrouper) is the source of this 735-nucleotide messenger RNA. The record is from RefSeq and is a predicted model, not a curated record. NCBI's taxonomy places the organism in Eukaryota, Metazoa, Chordata, Actinopteri, Perciformes, Serranidae.
AUGCAGCAGGGGCGUGGUUUGUGCACGAGUCCCGCCCCUCGGCGGUGGAUAUUACCCAGCCUCCUCCGGGGUUCACCGAAGAGCCGUCCGGUGUCAGCUCCAGUCAGUCGGUGUGCGCGAGCGAAGAGGAAGCAGAGCAGGACAAUAGGAGACAAAAGGUCCCCUGGACAGGACAGAGACAGAGACAGGACGGGACUUUGGAGACAGCACUGGACUUUGGACUCUGUGGAGGUGUCUGCAGGAAGAGGAGUUGCAGCUCUGCAUGUCCCAGCCGGAGGAGCUCACACCCGGAGCGGAGGGUCGCACCGACCGUCAGUGAGCCCCACAGCCGCCACGCAGCAGCCCUCCGCCGGCAUGAGCCCCCCGCUGCUCCGCGCCGCCGCCGCCCGGAGCCUCCAGCUGCUGCUGCUGCUGCUCUGCGCCCACGUCCAGGUCUCCUCAGCUUCGGGACACUUUGAGCUCCAGAUUCUGUCGAUGCAGAAUGUUAACGGGCAGCUGCUGAACGGCGCCUGCUGCGACGGACCCCGAGACUCCACGGAUCGGCAGUGCACGGCAGACGAGUGCGACACCUACUUCCGGGUGUGUCUGAAGGAGUACCAGCUGAAGGUGUCCUCGGCUGGGCCCUGCAGCUUCGGCGCCGCCGCCACGCCCGUGCUCGGCCGGAAUACCUUUUCUUUACGUAACGCCAACAGCGACAAGGCCAGGAUGGUGCUGCCGUUCAGCUUCGCGUGGCCG